This is a messenger RNA of Lytechinus variegatus (green sea urchin), 1179 nucleotides long. RefSeq lists its product as uncharacterized. Lineage: Eukaryota; Metazoa; Echinodermata; Echinoidea; Temnopleuroida; Toxopneustidae. The transcript has 7 exons. Bases 214 to 747 code for a protein of 177 amino acids. The record is from RefSeq and is a predicted model, not a curated record.
UGGCGCUCGCGAUCGAAUAGUUUGGGGAAUCUAUUCCAAGUUUUCGGAACGGAUCAACUUUCGCAUACAGACAAAUAUUGACCUUGUAAGUUCGAAAGGUCCACCUCUGAACGAAGACACUUUCUGAAAGUACUCCAAGACUUAAACAUACUCCUAAGGAUAUAGAUAGUAUACAAAAUAUAUUCAAGGUAAAUAACAGAACAUAACGACAUCAUGUAUGCUGAAACGAAAAGGCGGACUUACUUCCAGAUGGGAAUAUUUCUCGUUGGGAUCGGGUUUUUACUGUCCCUCAUCGGGGUUUAUUACGUCAAUGGGCUGAGCUACGUUGGAUCAACAGUGUACGGUCUUGCAACGCAGAGGGCGGCAACACUAUGGGGAGGAAUCUUGCUUGUCUGUCUUGCCCUGAGGAACGUCACACUUGGUCAUCCUAACAACAGAUUCGCAACAGAUUCCAUGUGGGAUACAUUUUCAGCGAUCUUCACCAAUCUGUUGGCAUUCCUCAUCUCUGGUGCUGUAGUAGGAGUCACUCUUUGGGCUCACAUUGACUUUCUGAGGAAUGUAGAUAUCUCAACACUUGAGGGCAGCACAGAGCUCGUAAAUCUGAUCGCUAUUCUCUUGCUUGGCACACUUGGCAUGCUGACGACUAUUGUUGGCUGCAUAGUAGCUUGUUUCCCCAUCUCAGACGGACAGGCACCCCCAGCCGGUGAACAAUACGCAAUGGACAACCAGGGGUUUAACAAACACUAAAGAAACAACAACAUCCACAUGUUACUUAGAGCUGGGCGUAAACACACACAUACACACAAAAAUUCUUCAAACUUUUCUGCUAACUGAUCCACCGGGUGCGUGAUCUUCAAUUUGAAACUACGCCCUCUCUCGGCCGAGCAUGCAAUAAAAUACAACAACCAACGUAGUACCGUCAAUGCACCGCGAUUUGGCAUGCAACUGCCCGUGAAACUCAUUCAAUUUACCCCGGGCAAUUAACGCUGUAGUUGUGAGCAUAGAUGAUGCAACUAGCGAGAGACUGUUAUAACAAUAAAAACAACAACAGCAACUAUUAUGGUGUAUAUUUAUAAAAAGAAUAUGCUUUCUUAUAGAUAAACCUGGGUUAAAGAUAUGAAAUGAAGAUUAAAAGAUGAUUAUGUAAACACUUCUCUCUAAAUUCCUUACAUUGCGAUC